UCCAAAGGGCGUUUCAUUUGUGUGUAUUACUGUGGAGUAAUUUUACGUGUAAAUGUCGAUCGCUAUAUUCUCUUCGAUUUAUUCAUUAUGUAAGAUCGUUUAUUGAUAUCAAUCAGUAUAUAUAGGGUCAAUCAACGAUUUCUUAGGUUGGGUCAGUCAAAAGGUGAAAGAGCUGGUUUGGAAUUAUUUUGGGGAACGACUGCUUGCGACUGUAGGCCAAGAUGACGUAUGAUGUAUGUAUUGUAGGAGCUGGAAUGGUGGGGUCAGCUGCAGCCAAAUGGCUCUGUAAACUGCAACGAGAAACCAAAGUCUGUCUGAUUGGGUCUCAAGAACCAACCAAAAAGGAAUGGGAAGACGGGAGGCGGGAAGUUUUCGCAUCACAUUACGAUGAGGGCCGUGUGACAAGAGAGCUGGAUGCAGAUUAUACAUGGGGGUUGCUAGGGCAACGGUCUAUCGAACGAUACAGAGAAAUCGAGCAAGAAAGUGGAAUCAAAUUUUACAAGGAGGUGGGCUGUGCAUUCAUUGACACCAAGGGAAAUCAACGGAUGCAGAACUACAAGGAAACUGCUGGAAAAUUAGGUGUCCGUCACGAAAUCUUCAACUGUCAAUCUUUCCAAGCCAAAUUCCCUUACCUUCGCGUGAACCACGACAGCGAAUGUGUAUGGACGGCCGAGAGGGCCGGACACAUCAGUCCUCGAAAGCUCGUCGCCGCCCAGCAGAAAAUUGCGUCAUCACUCGGUUGUCACGUGAUCCAUGAAGUGGUGACAAGCAUCACGGAUGUGACGUCACAAGAUGGAGAAACGGUCGUCAGAGUAUUGUCUGAGAAUGGGAGGGAGAUUUUUGCCAAGCGUGUUCUCCUUUGCACGGGAGCGUUUACUAAUUUCCAUAGCAUUCUGCCAGGGGAUAGGAAGAUUGAUUUCAACAUGUGUAGGACUUUUGUGGUGAAGGUCGAGUUAUCGGAACAAGAUGCUAUCAAGAUGUUAGAUAUGCCCUCCAUCCUUCUGGAUAACAAGGACUGUUACGUGCUACCGCCAAUCAAAUACCCUGACGGGAAGUACUACCUGAAGCUGGGGCUGUGGUUCAGUCUGGAUAAUCAGUUCAGUGAUCUACACGGAGCGGCGGAGUGGUUCAGAAGUCAUGGGAGGAACUUUGGUACCUCAGACACCAUCGCUGUGCUGCGAGAGCUGAUUCCAGGAAUCCGGCCAAUUUCUCUGACAACGGACUGCUGCAUCGCUUCGGUCACCCCUACCGGCCAGCUCUACUGUGACAUGUUGGCCUCUCGUCUCGGCGUCCUGAUAGGUAUGAACGGCCUCGGGGCAAAAUGCAGCAACGAAAUCGGACGUAUGGGCGCAAGCAUGAUUUCAAAAGGGUCGUGGAACUACGACUUGAAUCCAGACAUGUUCAAGGUUCAAUAUAGGAAGAAUUCUCCAAAGAGCUUACUCACUGGAAAGCUCUAGAACAUGAAAAUGUUCGUCAUAUUUAAUAUGAUUCAACUGUCCACUGACCUUGUAGAUAUUCUCCAUUGAUCUCAGAGAUAUUAAUUCUUUCAUUAACCCUACGCAUUUGAAGUGCAUUAAUAGUGCCUUCCUAUUUACCACGUUCUAGAAUAUACAAUUCUGCGUCAUUCGGUGUGUUAUUAGAUACAAUCAGGACUUAGUCUUAAAGUGGAAAUUCAAAGAAAAUCACAUAUAUGUCAACUAAUGUAUCACUAGAAACUGGUAAGCUAACAGAUGGCCAUCGUACAAGUGUUAGGUCAACUACAUAUCGGGUGAUUUACCACCUCCAUAUAGGAUAUAAGAGAGCUUCGCCAGAAAAAUAACGAUGUUUUAAUGACGUCACAUAAUGUACGAAUACUGCCCAAGCAGACGAAAUCCCAUAAAGAAUUAACAUAAAUGCAAAGCUAUUAUUUCUCAAAUUAUAAUGAGUUUAGUGUAUAUAAAUGUGAUGGCAUUUCAAACCAUUCAAAAGGGGAUAUGAAACCGAUUAUGAUAACUAAAAACUUUUGUUUGUAAAUACACAGGAUAGGAGUUAAUUAACAAUCAAAGAAACCAGACUUUCAAAUUGAA
Messenger RNA from Strongylocentrotus purpuratus (purple sea urchin), 2066 nucleotides. RefSeq names its product peroxisomal sarcosine oxidase. The record is from RefSeq and is a predicted model, not a curated record. Bases 222 to 1457 code for a protein of 411 amino acids. Gene Ontology annotation, molecular function: flavin adenine dinucleotide binding; sarcosine oxidase activity. The transcript has 6 exons. Lineage: Eukaryota; Metazoa; Echinodermata; Echinoidea; Camarodonta; Strongylocentrotidae.